Messenger RNA from Amaranthus tricolor (Joseph's coat), 495 nucleotides. RefSeq lists its product as uncharacterized. The transcript is spliced from 2 exons. Gene Ontology annotation, biological process: DNA repair; telomere maintenance. Bases 1 to 495 code for a protein of 164 amino acids. The record is from RefSeq and is a predicted model, not a curated record. Gene Ontology annotation, molecular function: DNA helicase activity. NCBI's taxonomy places the organism in Eukaryota, Viridiplantae, Streptophyta, Magnoliopsida, Caryophyllales, Amaranthaceae.
AUGCCAGAUUAUAUAUCAAAUUUAUACACUUACAUGACAGAUUUAAACCUCACGAAUCAUCAAUUAAAGGGUUAUUCCUUAAGUGAUAUUGAGGAUAUUCUCAAAAAGAUGGGAAGCUCUUUGAUGAAUAUAUGUCCUGAGAUGUGUCAAAGUGAUAAUUGCGUUAAAGAUGGUCAGAAUAAGCUAAUCUUAGAGGAGCUUUAUUAUAACAAGGAUUCCUUGAAAGCUAAAUUGCAUGAGUUACUUCCAAUGAUGAUUGAAGAGCAGACCUUGAUAUUUGAUGAAAUUACCAAAUCCAUUGAAAGCGGUAAAGGAGGUGCAUUUUUUCUAUAUGGACAGAGUGGAACUAGAAAGGCAUUUAUGUGGAGGAUAUUAUGUGCAUGUUUACGAUCAAAAGGUGAAAUUGUACUUCCUGUUGCAUCAAGUGGCAUAGCAUAUUUGUUAUUACCAAAGGGGAGGAGUGCACAUUUAAGAUUUGAAAUACCUAACAGUUAG